AUGUCUGUCGAUCGAUCUGAACUGAGAUUCCGGGCGCCAGUCUCAAUGCAGUUGAGCGACGGCUCUCCGUCUUCCAAAACGGCACCUCCCAAUGCUGAGCUGAGUGACCUCUCGCAGACCGAAAUAGCCCUCCGUCGCUUUGCGAUCAAGGGCAACGCUAUUGUCACGGGGGGCGCUGGCGAUAUAGGCUCGGCAUCUUGUCGCGCUCUGCUGCAACAUGGCCUGCAGGGACUGGCAAUUUUCGAUCUACACGAAGACAUUGGCCAGGCUCUUGUCACCAAGCUUGUGGAGGAGUUCCCCAAACGUGCCAUUUCCUUCUUCAAGGUCGACGUCACCAACCAUAAUGAUGUCUCCAAAGCAGUGAAGCUUACAGAGGAAAAUAUUGGGCCGAUCACCACGUGCCUUUGCUUUGCGGGCAUCGCAUUCUCCAUGAAUGCGUUGGAAAUUCCGCCUGAGAAGUGGCAGAAGAUGUUCGACGUCAACACAACAGGUGCCUUUCUCGUCGCACAAGCUACGGCGAAGUGCAUGGUCGAGCGAGGCUCGAGAGGAAGCAUCAUCCUAAUGGCCAGCAUCUCAGCGCACAUCGUCAAUUACCCUCAACCACAAGUCCAUUACAACGCUGCCAAGGCAGCAAUUAUCUCAAUCAAGAGCUCGCUCGCGGCAGAGUGGGCACGAUAUGGCAUCAGGGUCAACAGCAUCAGUCCUGGAUAUAUGAACACGAUCUUGAAUGAAGGCGAAGGUCUUGCUGUAUAUCGAAAGAUUUGGGCAGAAAGGACUCCAUUCGGGCGUAUGGGAGAGCCAGAUGAGCUUUCAGGAGCAGUCAUAUUACUUGCCAGUGAAGCAGGUAGCUAUAUUACUGGAGCUGAUAUUUUGGUCGACGGCGGGAUCAGUGUUUUCUAA
Messenger RNA from Clonostachys byssicola, 900 nucleotides. NCBI's taxonomy places the organism in Eukaryota, Fungi, Ascomycota, Sordariomycetes, Hypocreales, Bionectriaceae. The record is from the annotation of a GenBank genome assembly.